GGGGCUGUGCCCGAGGGAGGGGUCGUCUCUCUUGCUCCUCUGGUCACGUGUGGCAGGAAGUGGCGCCUGCAGCGGAGUUCUGGAGAUGGGGACCUCCCUGGACAUUAAGAUUAAAAGAGCAAACAAGGUUUACCAUGCCGGGGAAAUGCUGUCGGGCGUGGUGGUCGUCUGCGGGAAGGACUCGGUCCAGCACCAGGGCGUCUCUCUGACCGUGGAAGGAACCGUGAACCUCCAGCUCAGCGCCAAGAGUGUGGGUGUGUUCGAAGCGUUCUACAAUUCGGUGAAGCCCAUCCAGAUCAUCAACAGCACCAUCGAAAUGGUGAAGCCGGGGAAGUUCCCCGGCGGCAAGACUGAGAUUCCGUUUGAAUUUCCUCUGCACGGGAAGGGCAACAAAGUCCUGUACGAGACGUACCACGGCGUGUUCGUCAACAUCCAGUACACGCUGCGCUGUGACAUGAAGCGGUCUCUGCUGGCCAAGGACCUGACGAAGACCUGCGAGUUCAUCGUCCACUCCGCCCCCCAGAAAGGGAGACUGACCCCGAGCCCCGUGGACUUCACCAUCACACCCGAGACCUUGCAGAACGUCAAAGAGAGAGCCGUGCUCCCCAAGUUCCUCAUCAGGGGACACCUGAACUCGACCAGCUGCGUCAUCACACAGCCGCUGACGGGCGAGCUGGUGGUGGAGAGCUCGGAGGCCGCCAUCCGGAGCAUAGAGCUGCAGCUGGUCCGCGUGGAGACCUGCGGGUGCGCGGAAGGCUACGCCCGCGAUGCCACCGAGAUUCAGAACAUUCAGAUCGCCGACGGGGACGUCUGUCGGGGCCUCUCCAUCCCCAUAUACAUGGUCUUCCCCCGGCUGUUCACCUGCCCCACGCUGGAGACCACCAACUUCAAAGUGGAGUUUGAGGUGAACGUCGUGGUGCUGCUGCAGGGCGACCACCUCAUCACGGAGAACUUCCCGCUGCGGCUCUGCAGGGUGUAGGCCCGCCGAGGGCCCGCGGGGACCGGGCCCGGCACACAGCGCCUCCUCGGUGACCCUGCCCCAGGCAUGGGCCUGCCCCCACGUCCCGGUCGCCUUCUUCCUCGUAUCCUCGAGGCUUCUCCUCCCGGUGGGCGCCUCCAGUCAGCCUCUUGAAGUUCACUGGGUUCCUGGUGUUGGCGGGGUCACUCGGGAAGCAGGACUUCGUCGGCCGCCUGACCUUGCUGCUGCUGCUGGGUGGGCAGAGGGCAGCGAGGCCCUGGGCCCACAGGGCACCCCCGUGCCUGGCCGACGGGUGGGGCUGGGGCUGCGACUGCAGAGCCACGGCAGGGCAGCCACCAAGCUCUGUGGGUCUCCAGCACUGUUCGUGGUGACCUUGAAGCCCUUAGAGAACUGGAAGACAGCCUUCCUGCUGCCCUAGGACUGAGGGACUUUGGUGACAGUGGCUGAAGUGUUUCCGAAGUCCCAGGACCUGGUGUGAAACCGUGUGCCACCGGGUUCCCAGAAUGCCCUUCGGGGCCAGGUUAUGUCGGGGCAUGUGUCUGAGCCCAGUGCUGGGUGGGUUCUUAGCAGCAGGAGGCUCGCUUCCAGGCGGUAGGUGAAGACCUGUCUGCACUGGCUGGGGCCAGAAGUGUCCUGGACUCAGUGAGCUUGGCCUCCCUCCGACCCUGUCUGUGUCCCAGCCAGGGGGCUGGGCCUGAAACCACUUCCUCCUGAGCCCCGCUCUGUGGCCCACAGUGCACGGUGAGCUGGUCACAGCCCGUUUCCUCCUUCCCUUCCCUUCGCUUCCCGCCCUGCCCUUCCCCCCACCGGCCCACCAUUGACCGGCCCUCAGAAGUAAACCCUGCACUCGGCCUGGCCUUCCCUGGCAGCGCCCCGCUGGGGCGGGCUCAGGGGGACGGCCACCGUCCCCGGACAGCACGUGUGGUGCUGAGUGCAGACGACCCCGGCCCGGGCACGGCUCCGUCGCAGGCCCUCACCGCGGGGAGGGAGCGCACGCGUGCAGGGCCAUCCAAGGCUGGUGCCCGCGGGACACACGGCUGGUUCACAGGUCUCCUGCGCUCACGCCCACGUCUGUCCUUGACGACGUGUUUGAGCUAAAGCAGCAGAAGACAAAGAGGCUCUGCUUUGGGGGAUAUUUCACAGGUAGAAAUCAUUUUUAAUGGAAAAAAAAAAAAAGCCAAAUAGGAAUUCUGAGAAGUGCUUUCAGGUGUGUGUUGCUACGUUGGUUCUUUAGUGUGCCCAGGUUGCAGACAUCAGUAGGACGAGGACUCCUUAGGGGGCAGUUGUCUCCUGCGGAGGAGCCGCAGCCCAGCCGCCUUCCGCACUUCCCUAGGCCCUGAGGGCCCGGGCGAGGGCGUGGGGCCAGACGUUUCCCCCUCCCCCGUGGCCAGGCACCUCCACCGGAGGCUGUUAAGGGAAACUCAGGUGUCCAGCUGCCCCAGCUGGGGCCGGGUCUGUCCACUCCGGGAGGCUGGGCUUGUCAGAUUCUCCCAUCUGAGGAAGGGAGGCGAAGGAAAGAGUCCGAACUAUGAAUUACUGUUUUGGAAAUGUCCCUUUAGGCAGGAACACAGUUUGGCCAUCAGAGUUCCAGCAGAAAUGGGGCCUGGGUCCAAUUCUCAGGUGUGUUGGAGAUUCCCAAGAAGGCCGAGAGGUCAAUCAGAAAUAAAAUGUUAGAAGAGCCAA
Molecule: messenger RNA, 2662 nt
Organism: Phyllostomus hastatus (greater spear-nosed bat)
Lineage: Eukaryota; Metazoa; Chordata; Mammalia; Chiroptera; Phyllostomidae
Gene: VPS26C
Product: VPS26 endosomal protein sorting factor C
Exons: 8
Coding region: 86-979 (297 amino acids)
Biological process (GO): intracellular protein transport
Cellular component (GO): endosome
Source: RefSeq, a predicted model, not a curated record